This is a messenger RNA of Psammomys obesus (fat sand rat), 1867 nucleotides long. RefSeq names its product inositol-3-phosphate synthase 1 (gene Isyna1). Lineage: Eukaryota; Metazoa; Chordata; Mammalia; Rodentia; Muridae. Gene Ontology annotation, molecular function: inositol-3-phosphate synthase activity. Gene Ontology annotation, cellular component: cytoplasm. The record is from RefSeq and is a predicted model, not a curated record. The coding region runs from base 111 to 1781 and encodes 556 amino acids. Gene Ontology annotation, biological process: phospholipid biosynthetic process; inositol biosynthetic process. The transcript has 11 exons.
CAUGGGCGUGGUCUGGGCGUGGCCUCAGAGCUUUUCUCUCCUGCCCGCGCGCCCUGUGGUCCGCGCUGUUACCCACCGCCGUCUGAGCUGACGCCAAGCCGCUCGCCGCGAUGGAGCCCGCCGCGGAGAUCCUGGUGGAAAGCCCGGACGUGGUCUACAGCCCCGAGGCCAUCGAGUCGCGCUAUGAGUACCGGACCACUCGCGUCAGCCGCGAGGGCGCCGUGCUGCGGGUGCAGCCCACGACUACUCGCUUCACCUUCCGCACCGCCCGGCAGGUGCCCCGGCUCGGGGUCAUGCUGGUCGGCUGGGGCGGGAACAACGGCUCCACGCUCACAGCGGCGGUACUGGCCAACCGGCUGCGCCUGACCUGGCCCACGCGCACAGGUCGCAAGGAGGCAAACUAUUAUGGCUCGUUGACCCAGGCGGGCACUGUGAACCUGGGUCUGGAUGGGAACGGCCGGGAAGUGUUUGUACCCUUCACUACGCUGCUACCCAUGGUGGCCCCCAACGACCUGGUGUUUGACGGCUGGGAUAUCUCCUCGCUGAACCUGGCCGAGGCGAUGAGGCGCGCGCAGGUCCUGGACUGCGGCCUGCAGGAGCAGCUCUGGCCCCACAUGGAGAACCUGCGUCCGCGGCCCUCCGUCUACAUUCCUGAGUUCAUCGCCACCAACCAGACUGCACGUGCGGACAACCUCAUCCCUGGCACACGUGCGCAGCAGUUGGAGCAGAUCCGGAAGGACAUUCGAGACUUCCGGUCCAGCGCAGGAUUGGACAAGGUCAUCGUGCUGUGGACCGCCAACACAGAGCGCUUCUGCGAGGUGGUCCCGGGUCGCAAUGACACCGCCGAAAACCUGCUGCGUACCAUCCAGCUUGGCCUAGAGGUGUCACCAUCCACACUCUUUGCCGUGGCCAGCAUCCUAGAGGGCUGCGCCUUCCUCAACGGGUCCCCCCAGAACACACUGGUGCCCGGCGCCCUGGAGCUGGCUUCUCAGCGCCACGUAUUCGUGGGUGGCGACGACUUCAAAACAGGCCAGACAAAGGUCAAGUCUGUCCUGGUGGACUUCCUCAUCGGCUCUGGCCUCAAGACCAUGUCCAUCGUGAGCUACAACCACCUGGGCAACAACGACGGGCAGAACCUGUCCGCCCCGCUGCAGUUCCGCUCCAAGGAGGUGACGAAGAGCAGCGUGGUGGAGGACAUGGUUCAGAGCAACCGUGUGCUCUACGCACCUGGAGAGGAGCCAGACCACUGCGUGGUGAUCAAAUACGUCCCGUACGUGGGGGACAGCAAGCGCGCGCUGGACGAGUACACCUCCGAGCUGAUGCUGGGCGGGACCAACACCCUGGUGCUCCACAACACCUGUGAGGACUCCCUCCUGGCCGCGCCCAUCAUGCUGGACCUAGUGCUGCUCACGGAGCUGUGUCAGCGCGUGAGCUUCUUCACUGACUCGGACCCCGAGCCUCAGGGCUUCCACCCGGUGCUGUCCGUGCUCAGCUUCCUCUUUAAGGCCCCGCUGGUCCCCCCUGGCAGCCCGGUGGUGAACGCGCUCUUCCGCCAGCGUAGCUGUAUCGAGAACAUUCUCAGGGCAUGUGUGGGCCUCCCGCCCCAGAACCACAUGCUGUUAGAGCACAAGAUGGAGCGCCCAGGCCUGGGCAUCAACCCAGAGAUGGCGGCCACCAACCCACUGCCCAGCAAGAAGGAGGCCACACCUGCUGCCACCAAUGGCUGCACCGGGGAUGCCAAUGGGCACGCGCAGGCGCCGGGAGAGGUGUCUACCACUUGAACCAGGCGAUCCUUCUAUCCCCACCCCCUUAACCACUGUGCUCCCGACCUUGCCCAAGAGAACAAUAAAGGGUCCUUGGCAGACAA